AUGUCGAGCGGUAACGCCAACGCUGAGCUUGCCAACAACGGAUGGGCAGCUGUCCCACGAAGCCACUCGCAGGCACUGGAGAGUAUCAACAAGAACGAGCAUGCCAAACUGGACCUUGACAGCGUGAAGGUGCCUGAUACCGGCGUAGCUAGGAAGGUUUUCGAGUAUGCAAAGAAUACGUUGCCCGAGAGGACUUUCAAUCACAGCAUGCGUGUCUGGAACUAUGGCAACGCGAUCAUACAAACACACUUCCCGCACCUCACACCUCUCGUCGAGACCUACUUCCUGACCUGUCUCUUCCACGACAUUGGGACGACCUCUGAUUAUAUGAAAGGCACUCACCUGUCCUUUGAGUACUGGGGUGCCAUAAAAGCAAGGAUGUUCCUGGGCGAACAUGGCGCGCCCAGUGACCAAGCUGAUGCGGUCUGUGAGGCCAUCAUUCGUCAUGCUGAGCUGGGCGAGACUGGUAUGAUCACGAGCUUGGGAUUACUGAUUCAGUUGACGACUUCAUUCGAUAACGUGGGCGCUAACCCGCACCUCAUCGACACCUCGACCAUCGAGGCUGUGGUGGCCAAGUACCCGCGCAAGGGCUGGUCGUCGUGCUUUGCUGCUUGUAUGACGAAGGAGAUGGAAUUGAAGCCAUGGUGCCGUACUACUGCGCAGGAAGGGUUUGUGGAGAGCAUUGUGGGGAAUGAGUUGAUGGAACCUUAUGAUAAGUGA
Macroventuria anomochaeta is the source of this 720-nucleotide messenger RNA. Its product is annotated as cyanamide hydratase. The coding region runs from base 1 to 720 and encodes 239 amino acids. NCBI's taxonomy places the organism in Eukaryota, Fungi, Ascomycota, Dothideomycetes, Pleosporales, Didymellaceae. The record is from RefSeq and is a predicted model, not a curated record. The transcript has 3 exons.